Triticum aestivum (bread wheat) is the source of this 1449-nucleotide messenger RNA. Its product is annotated as cytochrome P450 87A3-like. Gene Ontology annotation, molecular function: heme binding; monooxygenase activity; oxidoreductase activity, acting on paired donors, with incorporation or reduction of molecular oxygen. The record is from RefSeq and is a predicted model, not a curated record. The transcript is spliced from 10 exons. Lineage: Eukaryota; Viridiplantae; Streptophyta; Magnoliopsida; Poales; Poaceae. Bases 1 to 1449 code for a protein of 482 amino acids. Gene Ontology annotation, biological process: brassinosteroid biosynthetic process; sterol metabolic process; multicellular organism development.
AUGGAGAGCUACUCGCUGUCAUAUGCAUCCCUGUGCGGCCUUGCAGUUGUUGUAGCAGGCUGGCUGCUACACUGCGUGUACAAGUGGAGGAAUCCUCCCUGCAACAUUGGGAGGCUCCCUCCUGGAUCCAUGGGCUUCCCUCUCGUUGGCGAGACCUUCCAGUUCCUCAGGCCAAGCCCUUCUCUCGAUAUCCCAGCCUUCUACAAGCAAAGGCUGGAAAGGUAUGGCCGGCUGUUCAAGACGAACCUGGUGGGUCACCCUGUGGUGGUGUCCAUGGACGCCGAGGUGAACCGCUUCAUCUUCCAGCAGGAAGGCAAGCUGUUCCGUAGCUGGUACCCGGACACCACCAACGACCUCUUUGGAAAGGAGAGCAUGGUCUACUACGACGGUUCCGUCCACAAGUACGUCCGCAGCUUCGCGGCCAGGCUCUUCGGCAUCGACAGCCUCCGGGACGUUCUAACAUUCGCUGAGAUGGAGCACAGCGUGACGCAGAACCUGGCCGCGUGGGCCAUGGAGCCUUUCAUUGAGGUCAAGGACGCCGUGGCCACGAUGAUAUUUGACCACAUGGCCAAGAAGCUUAUUGGUUUUGGCCCCGACAAGUCAAGGAAGCUUAGGAAGAACUUCGAUGCCUUCUUCCAGGGAAUGGUCUCAUUCCCGCUGUAUUUCCCUGGGACAACAUUCUACGGAUGCAUACAGGGAAGGAAAAAGCUUCAAAAUGUACUCAAGGACCUACUAAAAGAAAGGCUCAGUACACCUCAGAUGCGACACGGCGAUUUCCUCGACGAGGUGGUCGACGAGCUCCGGAGUGGGACAGGAACGAUGCACGAGAAAUUUGCUGUAGAUUUUGUUGCCGCCCUCUUGUUCGGCACCUUUGCGACGAUCUCGUCAGCGCUUGCGGUCGGUAUGAAGCUCCUCAGCGACCAUCCUAACGUAGUAGAAUCACUCAAGGAGGAGCAUGAAGCGAUUCUCAAGAAAAGAGAGGAUGGAAGAACUGGGAUCACAUGGGAUGAAUACAAGUCCAUGGCAUUCACUGCUCAGGUCACGAAUGAGAUAGUUCGCAUCAGUAACGUGUCCCCUGGAAUAUUCAGGAAAGCACUGACAGAUGUGCCAGUGAAAGGCUACACGAUUCCCGCCGGUUGGCUGGUGAUGAUCAGCUCCAUGGCUAUCCAUCUGAACCCAGAAUUAUAUGAAGAUCCACUAACCUUUAAUCCAUGGAGGUGGCAGGAUGAGUCGAACAAGAGCACUCUACUCAAGAACUUCAUGCCAUUCGGAGGGGGGACGAGGCAUUGUGUGGGAGCAGAGUUCAGCAAGAUUCAGAUCGCCAUCUUCCUCCACACCUUGGUGACAAACUACCGAUGGAAGGAGAUAAAAGGAGGCGACGUGCAACGCAUAACGGAGGUCGUGUUUCCAACAGGCUAUCACAUCCAGAUAAUCCCAAGGGAGGGAUAA